AUGCUCCCUUUCACAACCCCGCGGAAUCUCCACGUUUGGUCACGCCCAGAAACGCCACUUAUCCGAGGAAGAAUGGCUAAAUACCGAACACUGGAGCAGGCAAAGAACACCGAACCCUGUCGAGCCAGAUUGAAACUUGACUUGACUGGUACGGAGUUUCCGAUCUGGGUUCUGGCGUCCCACCCCAGGCCCGAUGCCCUCGACCUCAUCUUGCCCAUCUUCGCUACCCCAGAUAUGGGCUGGAGCGGAGACUUGUUGCUACCGACCGGGCCCUGCGAUCUUGAGGUUCCGUUUCCAAUGAAGAAAAAGUUAAAGCUCGCCAGAUGGCCUCUCGACAGCUUCCACGUUGCCAGCCAAAGAGCAUUGUCUUUGAUUAUGGCCAACGAGGCAUCGGCAGAGGCGGCUGCCUCGCCUACGGCCGAAAAAGUUGUAGGCUACACACCUCCUCCUGCGGAAAAGCCCUCCGACACUCGACGACGAAGCUACAUUGUCUGGUCGUAUUGGCUGAUUGUCGUGUUCCUGGGCCUCCCCAUAUGGUGGCAGACCACGGCCAUACACCGCGCACACCUGCCACUGGAUGGCAUGAUGCGAUGGGCAGAUGGAAAGGCUUGCCGACCCGUCUUUCCGCUCCAGAUUGAGAUUCGCGCUGAUGCGCUGCAAGAACCAGAGGCGCAACACCUCGUGCGUCUGACGCAGCACGCCCUCGACGACCUCAACGAAUUUUCUGGCCAUCACCUGCGCCUGCAGCUGGCCCCGAAAGACGCGGCGCCCGGCGCCCGCGACGAUCCCGAGCCCGCCCUAACCAUCAACUGCCGACCCGGUGACGCCGCCACGUCCUCGCUUAGCCAGGAGCGUCCGUUCCUCGACAUCACGUAUCCGCCCGGCGCCGCACCGCAGCUCAGCUCGGCGGCGUCGCCGCUCGCGACUCUCAUCACUAACGAGCUCCGGUCGACGUUUGCCGAGGAGCAGUCCAUCAUCGCGUACCUCUUGUCGACAUCGUCCAUGGCCGCGGGCAGCCGCCCCCCUAGCUUGACCCCCGAGACGGCCGAGGCGCUGUCGAAGCGCACCACGCGGUCGCUGCGCUACUCGCCGACCUACCACCUGACGUUUUCGCUCUUUACCGACCGCGGGCUGCCAAACGCGUGGGACAUUGAGGGCGCCCUGGAAGAGUACAUAAAGCCCAUGCUCGAGGUGCUCAAGCCCAUUCAUAACUUUACGAUUGAUACCCAGGUCCAGCUCUACGCGACGCCGGGCGACCAGUCAGAGGUGCUCAGCAAAGAGAGCCUUUCGUCCUUUAUAAAUGCGGCCGAGUGGCCCUUGUCUCCUUCGAUUGGCGGCGCGCCUACCGUCAACUUUUUGCUUUACGUUGGCAACCAGACCAUACGCCUCGACGACGGCUCCGAUACAUCGCAGUCCUGGAUGAUUCCUCAAUGGGGCACCGUAUACCUUUUGCCUCUUCCCAAGAACGAGGCGCACAUUCCCCUGGCCACGCUAAAGCAACCCAUGCUCACCUUUGGUGGUCAUCUGCUAUCUCUCCUCGGCGCCCCCGUAUCGGGCUCUCUGCCGCUGCGCCUUUCCUCGCUGACGCGCAUCCGGUCCACUGAUUUGCUACUCCGCGCGUCGUCGUCGCUCGGAUCCCUGGCACGCCUGACGGAGAAGCUGCCGUCCAUUGCUAUUCCCCAGAGCGUCGCCGAUGGCGUCGAGACGACGCUGCAUCACCUGGAGCAGGCGUGUGCCAACCUGGGCGGCGUCGAGGGCCUGACGCACGCGCGCAUCGCGGAGCAGGAAGUCGAGCGGGCCUUUUUCGAAAAGAGCAUGGUCGGACAGCUUUACUUUCCGGAUGAGCAUAAAAUCGCAGUGUAUCUGCCCCUGCUGGGACCAAUGUCGGUACCGCUAAUCUCGGGGUUAAUCACGGAGCUGAAGAAUUGGAUUGCGAGACGUAAGAAGAAGGCUGAAGAAGCCAAAGAGAAGAAGGCACAAUAG
Messenger RNA from Beauveria bassiana ARSEF 2860, 1983 nucleotides. RefSeq names its product phosphatidylinositol-glycan biosynthesis class S protein. The transcript is spliced from 4 exons. Gene Ontology annotation, biological process: attachment of GPI anchor to protein. Gene Ontology annotation, cellular component: GPI-anchor transamidase complex. NCBI's taxonomy places the organism in Eukaryota, Fungi, Ascomycota, Sordariomycetes, Hypocreales, Cordycipitaceae. The record is from RefSeq and is a predicted model, not a curated record. The coding region runs from base 1 to 1983 and encodes 660 amino acids.